CUAUUCUAUUCUAUACAACACCAAGUAUUGUAUACCAUAAUUGUUCUAACGUGCUACAUGCAGCAAGCGCCAACUGUUGAUACACCGUUCUCACAUUCUCGACUGCCAUUUUGAAAGCUGCCUACCGUAUAAGAACUGUUUAAACGAACUUGAAAGAGCACAAGUGCUUAACUCUGAUCAGGUGCAUUGGUGAAGUCCGACCCUUAACAGGACUUGCCCGCUUGGAGCAGCUUUAGGGAAAAUGGACGGCAUCCAGCGCAUGAUUGCUGGAAUGCGAGGUGCAGCUGCUGCUGGGCCUCCAACGGACACGCCUCAGGUGGACACCGCUGAGCAGAUCUACAUUUCGUCUCUCGCGCUGCUCAAAAUGCUCAAGCACGGUCGUGCCGGUGUGCCCAUGGAAGUCAUGGGCCUCAUGCUGGGAGAGUUUGUCGAUGACUACACAGUACGUGUGGUGGACGUCUUCGCCAUGCCACAGUCUGGCACGGGGGUCAGCGUGGAGGCCGUUGACCCGGUCUUCCAGACAAAGAUGCUUGACAUGCUGAAGCAAGUGGGCCGUCCGGAGAUGGUUGUGGGCUGGUACCACAGCCACCCCGGCUUCGGCUGCUGGCUGUCGGGAGUGGACAUCAACACGCAGCAGUCCUUCGAGGCGCUCAACAACCGCGCCGUGGCGGUGGUGGUGGACCCUGUGCAGAGCGUGAAGGGCAAGGUGGUGAUCGACGCAUUCCGGCUCAUCAGCCCGCAGACCAUGAUGCUGGGUCAGGAGCCGCGGCAGACCACCAGCAACAUUGGGCACCUGAACAAGCCCUCCAUACAGGCGCUCAUCCACGGUCUCAACCGCCACUACUACUCCAUCGCUAUCAACUACCGCAAGAACCAGCUGGAGGAGCGCAUGCUGCUUAACCUGUCCAAGCGCGGCUGGACCGCGGGGCUGCAGCUGGGAGACUUCGCGGCGCACGCGGAGGGCAACGACAAGGUGGUCAAGGAGCUCAAGGGCCUGGCGGACAGGUACGACAAGGCCGUCGUUGAGGAGCAGGAGCUGUCCCCUGAGGCGCGUGUGGUGGCGGGGGCGGGCAAGAUGGACGCCAAGAAGCAUCUGGCGGCGCAGGUUGGCUCCCUGAUGGCCUCCAACAUCGCGCAGUGCAUGGGCACCAUGCUGGACACCGUGGUGUUCUGA
Astrephomene gubernaculifera is the source of this 1174-nucleotide messenger RNA. NCBI's taxonomy places the organism in Eukaryota, Viridiplantae, Chlorophyta, Chlorophyceae, Chlamydomonadales, Astrephomenaceae. The record is from the annotation of a GenBank genome assembly.